Molecule: messenger RNA, 777 nt
Organism: Plasmopara halstedii
Lineage: Eukaryota; Oomycota; Peronosporomycetes; Peronosporales; Peronosporaceae
Product: cug-bp-and etr-3-like
Exons: 6
Coding region: 1-777 (258 amino acids)
Molecular function (GO): protein binding; RNA binding
Source: RefSeq, a predicted model, not a curated record
AUGGCCGAUCAAGUAGAUCUCAACAUCGGCGUUGAAGCCCAAGUGCCUUCGACAACUCAGUGGUCCGAACACAAUGCGCCAAACGGACGGAAAUAUUAUUAUAAUGCUUCUACGGGCGAGUCCACUUGGGAACGUCCGGCGGAGCUUAUUGCUCCGCAGACUGACUUGUCACGCGGUAAUCCUCAGCAACAACAGCAACAGCAACAAUCUGUCACGGGAGGAUUCCAACAGCCUCAGCCACAACUGGGUGGCCAAGUCCCGCAAGCGAGUGCCACGGCUUAUGGAGGUUACCCGCAGGCGUAUGGUCAGCCUAUGCAGUACGCACCCCCGUAUGGUGGCAGUGGGUAUAUGUACCCGUUCCCGCAGGCUUAUGGUUACCCUCCCCAGAUUGUGGGCCCUGGUCCUCCGAUCCAAACUACAGAAAGUGGCCAAGGACCCCCUGGUUGCAAUCUCUUUGUAUUUCAUAUUCCAAACGACAUGACCAACCAGGAUCUCUUUAAUUACUUCGCUACGUUUGGCAACGUGAUUAGUGCUCGUAUCAUGGUCGAGAAAGAGACAGGAAGGAGCCGUGGCUUUGGUUUCGUAAGCUAUGACAACGCUCCCUCGGCUGAUGCCGCUAUUAAGGGGAUGAACGGCUUCCAAGUUGGCCGCAAACGCCUUAAAGUGCAGCACAAGAAGGAGAAAAAUCAAAACCCCAUGUUUGGUGAAAUGAUAGACACCGUCAACGAUAUGGCUGUUCAAGGCAGUGGUGGUAACUCGAUGUCUUCGGGUAACUAG